AAAAACCUCGCUUGAUCCUCGAAACUAAGGAGGAGGGAAAAACAAUAAAAAAGGAAAACACCAGGCGUUUCUACAAGUUCUAACUCGUCUCUGUACCAAUUACAACUCAACCCAACCACGUCUGCAGCCAACAAUCAAACACCCACCUGAAUCUCCACGAAAUCCCCUCGUUACCCAAAACCAAAGACCAGAACCUUUCACAUUUCCCCCGAGGCACUCCUGUAAUUUCCUCCAGGAGUCUACCAGCCAUGGGAAUUCCCGCUGACGAUGUAGUUUUGAUACAACAAGGUAGCAGCUCUCAUGACCCCACCAUCGUCACCGUCAAUUGCCCUGACAAGUCUGGCCUUGGAUGUGAUCUCUGUAGAAUAAUUCUUGAGUUUGGGCUACACAUUACUCGUGCAGAUUUUCAAACCGAUGGAAAGUGGUGUUACAUAGUAUUAUGGGUGGUUCAACUUCAACAUUCAAAUUUGCUUAGACUUGAUUGGGAUAGCUUGAAAAACAGGCUCUUGAGAGUGUCUCCUCCAUGUUUGACUCCCCUUUAUUAUGAUCAGAAACUGAAUGGUUCCUCGGCUGCUCCUUCUGUAUAUCUGUUGAAGUUUUGUUGUGUUGACCGGGAAGGAUUACUACAUCAUGUUACUGAAGUUCUAACUGAGCUUGAAUUUACAAUUCAAAGACUGAAAGUGAUGACAACACCAGAUGGGAAAGUUGUAGACUUGUUCUUCAUUACAGAUGGAAGGGAGCUCUUACACACGAAAAAAAGGCGAGAUGACACGUGUGGAUAUUUGUGUGAUGUCUUCAGAGAAUACUGUAUUGGGUGUGAACUUCAGUUGGCAGGUCCUGAAUGUGAUAAUCAGCGGAAUUUCUCUUCCCUCCCUUUGGUAGUGGCAGAAGAAUUGUUUAGCUGUGAGCUGUCAGAAAAGGAAUCCUGUAUGCAAGCACCCAGGGCGGCUACAACAUCACCAAAGAAGGCCAUCGUUACAGUGGAUAAUCUUUUGAGCCCAGCUCAUACAUUGCUUCAAAUACAAUGUGUUGAUCAAAAAGGUCUAUUUUAUGACAUCUUGAGAAUUUCAAAGGACCUGAAUAUCCAGGUAGCUUAUGGUAGAUUCUCGUCUAGCAUAAAAGGAUACCGUAACAUGGAUCUAUUUGUUCAGCAAACAGAUGGGAAGAAGAUAUUGGAUCCUAAGCUUCUAGAUAAUCUUUGUUCUCGAUUGAAGGAGGAGAUGCUUCAUCCAUUGCGAGUGAUCAUUACCAACAGAGGCCCAGAUACCGAGCUCUUAGUUGCUAACCCUGUUGAGUUAUGUGGCAAGGGAAGACCGCGCGUAUUUUAUGAUGUUACUUUAGCUCUGAAAAAGCUGGGAAUAUGCAUUUUUUCGGCUGAAAUCGGAAGGCACUCAACUGAGGAUCGCCAGUGGGAAGUCUACAGAUUCCUUUUGGUUGAAAAUGGUGAAUUUCCAUUAGCAAGUGGUCAAGCCAGAAAUCAAAUGGCAGCCGGAAUUAGAAGAACAUUAAUGGGCUGGUAGAUGAUCCACUGCAAACCACAUUGAUGGUGAAAACAGUUUUGCCUUCUCCAAGGUGUACCUUCCUCUCUGAUUGGACAUAUCUGCACUGCAAUGUUGUCCCUAUUUGCCGAUCAUUGAGGUCAUGCAGCAAGAUAACCUAUUCUCUGUAGCCAAGCUCUUGCUGUAACUAUUCUCUCUUGCUAUUAAAAUGUGUAGUGUUUCAUUUUCCAUCGUCUGCAAUGUAUCAAAGAAGCAUCUGUGGCAUCUUCGGAAAAUGCAGAAGCCAAUCCCUUUCUGGUGAAGUUGUAGAUUAUCUAUAAACUCUUUCCCUCUUUAUUAUUUUAUUUUCUUUGCUAGGAUGAGGUCCGGUAUGUAGUUGUACCAGAUCUUAUAACGCUUUUGCACCUUUUGUGAUGCAACAAAGGGAUGCAAAGGUAAGAGCACUCAAUAUGAAAGACGAUUAGGCCAGCAAAUCUGCCAUUGGGAGCUCGUUGGAUAAUGUGGGAGGUGCUGGAAUGGGUGGUCUUUUUCACAAUCACAGUGAUGUUUGGCUGUCGGGUUUUCCAGGCUAUCUUGUAGCGGCAACCAUCAUGAUAGCUGAAGUUCAAGCCAUCCAGACUGGCCUGUCUCUGGGAUGGAAUUUAGGCUUCAGAUCAGUGAUGCUUAGCCGUGCAUGCCAUUUUCGAGGUUACGUCUCCAGCUCUUCCUUGUUUUGCUCUAGCUGGUGACAUUCGUGUUCUCCUUGAUGAGGGCGCCAGUGUUCACAACUUGGUGAAUGUAACCAAGGCGCUGAUUUCCUGGCCAAGGUUGGGGGUCAUGGUGAUGAGGGUGUAUGUAAAUGGCAGCAUGCUCCUGGUAUCAGUCUAUUCUUUCCGGAGAUCUGACUGAUGUUUGAGUUCUCGAGGUCCUAGGUUUUGCUUUUAUCCACAGCACUUUACUGAGAGAUUUUAGAGAAGCUGUUCUAAUAGUUUUUCACUUGUACAAUUUCCUAAAAUCUCAAAGCGUUGCGUGUUAAUUUACCGUGAGACGGCACAACUGUUCACUUAGAUAAAAA
Populus euphratica (Euphrates poplar) is the source of this 2553-nucleotide messenger RNA. RefSeq lists its product as uncharacterized. The record is from RefSeq and is a predicted model, not a curated record. Lineage: Eukaryota; Viridiplantae; Streptophyta; Magnoliopsida; Malpighiales; Salicaceae. The transcript is spliced from 7 exons. Bases 249 to 1520 code for a protein of 423 amino acids.